AUGACUUUCCGCGACCUCCUGAGCGUCAGUUUCGAGGGACCCCGCCCUGACAGCAGCGCUGGGGGCUCCAGCACGGGCGGCGGCGGGGGCGGCGCGGGCAGCGCGGCAGCCUCGGAGGGCCCAGCGGUGGGCAGCGUGCCGGGAGCCGCGGCGGGCGGCGGCGGCGGCGUGGUGGGAGCGGGCGGCGGCGAGGACAACCAGAGCUCCGCCGGGGAGCCUGGGGGCGCGGGCGCCGGCGGCGAGGUGAACGGCACAGCGGCCGUCGGGGGGCUGGUGGUGAGCGCACAGGGCGUGGGCGUGGGAGUCUUCCUGGCCGCCUUCAUCCUCACGGCUGUGGCGGGCAACCUGCUGGUCAUCCUCUCGGUGGCUUGCAACCGCCACUUGCAGACAGUCACCAACUAUUUUAUCGUGAACCUGGCCGUGGCCGACCUGCUGCUGAGCGCCACGGUGCUGCCCUUUUCAGCCACCAUGGAGGUCCUGGGCUUCUGGGCCUUCGGCCGGGCCUUCUGCGACGUGUGGGCCGCCGUGGACGUGCUGUGCUGCACCGCCUCCAUCCUCAGCCUCUGCACCAUCUCAGUGGACCGCUACGUGGGCGUGCGCCACUCGCUCAAAUACCCCGCGAUCAUGACCGAGCGCAAGGCGGCCGCCAUCCUGGCCCUGCUCUGGGCCGUGGCCCUCGUGGUGUCCGUGGGGCCCCUGCUGGGCUGGAAAGAGCCCGUGCCCCCUGACGAGCGCUUCUGCGGCAUCACGGAGGAGGCAGGCUACGCCGUCUUCUCCUCUGUGUGCUCCUUCUACCUGCCUAUGGCCGUCAUCGUGGUCAUGUACUGCCGCGUGUACGUGGUAGCGCGAAGCACCACGCGCAGCCUCGAGGCGGGCGUCAAGCGAGAGCGCGGCAAGGCCUCUGAGGUGGUGCUGCGCAUCCACUGCCGCGGAGCCAGCACGGGGGCUGCUGACGGGACGCACGGCCCGCGCAGCACCAAGGGCCACACCUUCCGCAGCUCCCUAUCCGUGCGCCUGCUCAAGUUCUCCCGCGAGAAGAAGGCGGCCAAGACGCUGGCCAUCGUCGUGGGCGUCUUCGUGCUCUGCUGGUUCCCCUUCUUCUUCGUCCUACCGCUUGGCUCCCUGUUCCCGCAGCUGAAGCCGUCAGAGGGCGUCUUCAAGGUCAUCUUCUGGCUCGGCUAUUUCAACAGCUGUGUGAACCCGCUCAUCUACCCUUGCUCCAGCCGCGAGUUCAAGCGCGCCUUCCUCCGCCUGCUGCGCUGCCAGUGCCGGCGUCGCCGGCGCCGCCGUCCCCUCUGGCGCGUCUACGGCCACCACUGGCGGGGCUCGACCGCGGGCCCGCGCCCUGACUUUGCUCCCGGCCCCGACGCCGCGCCCCCUGGGGCCCCGCUGGCCCUCACCGCGCCCUCGGCCCCCGGCUCUCCCGACACGCCGGAGGCGCAGGCUCCCGUCGCCGGUCGUCGAAAGCCGUCCUGCGCCUUCCUCGAGUGGCGGCUGCUCGGGCCGUUCCGGAGACCGACCACCCAGCUGCGUGCCAAGGUCUCCAGCCUGUCGCACAAGAUCCGCGCCGGGAGCGCGCGCUCAGAGGCCGCCAGCACCCUGCGGGCGGAGGUGGAGGCGGUGUCCCUGGGAGUCCCCCACGACGUGGCCGAGGGCGCCACCUGCCAGGCCUACGAACUGGCGGACUACAGCAACCUCCGGGAGACUGAUAUUUAAGGACCCUGAGCGAGGCCGAGGAGUGUGCUGGGGGAGGAGAAAAGGGGCUGCGGG
Messenger RNA from Neogale vison (American mink), 1770 nucleotides. It is a transcript of the gene ADRA1D, whose product is annotated as adrenoceptor alpha 1D. Gene Ontology annotation, cellular component: membrane. Gene Ontology annotation, biological process: cell-cell signaling; adenylate cyclase-activating adrenergic receptor signaling pathway; positive regulation of cytosolic calcium ion concentration. The record is from RefSeq and is a predicted model, not a curated record. The coding region runs from base 1 to 1716 and encodes 571 amino acids. Lineage: Eukaryota; Metazoa; Chordata; Mammalia; Carnivora; Mustelidae. The transcript has 2 exons. Gene Ontology annotation, molecular function: alpha1-adrenergic receptor activity.